GAUUUCUAGGAUAAGCCAAAAUAAAGUGAAGAACUCAUUGUUUCCAAUUAAGAUUUUCUGACAUCUGCCAGAAAUUUUAUGAAGCUUUCUUACGGAAACAUUAAAUAUUUUGGCCAAAUCCAUGGCCGCCAAUUAAAUUCACUCUUAAAUGGAAGAUGAUUUGAAAAAAAGAAAACAAGCAAGCAAACAAACAGAUUAAUUCUUUUGCGAAUAUUGGAUCCAAACAAAUAGAAUUUCUUUUCUCAUGGAGUACCAGUAUUUUCUCGGAUUCUUUCUUCUUCUUUUGAUCAAUUUUACUUUGGUUUCGGCUGAGAUUAAUGGAUCGGUGCUUAAAAUGAGAGGAGGAACUUCUUCUGUUCAAUUUGAUCCCACUUCUGUUACUCAACUCUCAUGGCGCCCUAGGGCUUUUAUUUACAAAGGAUUUUUAUCAAGUGAGGAAAGUGAUCACCUUAUUUUUCUGGCUAAGGAUAAGUUAGAGAAGUCAAUGGUGGCAGAUGAUGUAUCAGGCCAGAGUAUUGAAAGUGAAGUUCGAACCAGCUCCGGCAUGUUUCUUGAGAAAGCUCUGGAUGUAGUUGCUGAUAUUGAAGCCAGGAUUGCAGCAUGGACCUUCCUUCCAGUAGAGAAUGGGGAGGCACUACAAAUACUGCACUAUCAGCAUGGUCAGAAAUAUGAACCACAUUUUGAUUAUUUUUAUGACAAGGUUAACCUCGAGAGGGGUGGUCACCGUAUUGCCACUGUACUUAUGUAUUUGUCUGACGUUGAGAGUGGUGGGGAAACUGUAUUUCCAAAUUCAGAGGGAAAACUUACUCAGCCCAAGGACGAUAGCUGGUCACAUUGUGCGAAAACGGGAUAUGCUGUGAAACCCAGAAAAGGCAAUGCAUUGCUGUUCUUCAAUCUUCAUCCUGAUACAACUACUGAUCCCAAGAGUUUACAUGGAAGUUGCCCGGUGAUAAAGGGCGAGAAAUGGUCCGCCACAAAGUGGAUCCAUGUCCAGUCCUUUGAUAACAUGGAGAGCCAGACCGAAGACUGUGUUGAUAAGAAUGGGAACUGUCUUUUCUGGGCUAAGGCUGGCGAGUGCGAAAAGAACCCGGCUUACAUGGUAGGUUCCGAGGAGUUUUCGGGAUACUGUAGGAAGAGUUGCAAGGUAUGCUCCUCCUAGAAAGCUUUUUCCAGGCAUUUUAAAGGACCAUGGUUAAACCAUUUCAAAGCUGUAUAUACUGAUAUUCAAAUUCUUUUCGCUGCAAUGGCUGCCGUCUAAUCAUUCGAAUUGAAUCUCUUCAGAACAUAAAUACAUUAAACGGUAUGACUUUUCUAUUAGACUAAAGAAAAAAUGCUUUUUUGAGAAACAA
Messenger RNA from Gossypium arboreum, 1349 nucleotides. RefSeq names its product probable prolyl 4-hydroxylase 7. Gene Ontology annotation, biological process: peptidyl-proline hydroxylation to 4-hydroxy-L-proline. Bases 245 to 1159 code for a protein of 304 amino acids. Gene Ontology annotation, cellular component: endoplasmic reticulum. The transcript has 7 exons. Gene Ontology annotation, molecular function: procollagen-proline 4-dioxygenase activity; iron ion binding; L-ascorbic acid binding. NCBI's taxonomy places the organism in Eukaryota, Viridiplantae, Streptophyta, Magnoliopsida, Malvales, Malvaceae. The record is from RefSeq and is a predicted model, not a curated record.